AUGGGUUGUAAUCAGAGCAAAGUGAGAUUUUCGCAAGUAUUUAAGAGGAAGAGGGUAAGAGCAACUUAGCGGUUGAUGAAGUUUUCGUAAUAAAUGAAAAAAAAUGCCAAUUUUCUGCAUCUUUCGUUGUAGUUUUCGAGAGUGUUAAGUAAGGUCGUUGAAAACAUAUGGCGUCAGCCUUACCAUAUAAGGGCACAAAUUUGAAAUUAUUCUGACCAAUCAUAGAGAGUUAUUUGAAGGCCCCAUGUGGGGUUAACGUGACCUUAAAAGGAAACAAAUUUGAAAAAUUCUGACCAAUCAUAGGACAUGUUUGCAAGCCCACGUGGUUUCGGUUCAACCGUAAAAGGAAACGAAUUUGAAUUGAAAGUGACCAAUCACUACGCGUUUCCUCCAUAUCUCGCGCGUGCGUAGAAAGAUUGAGCCGUUACAGAACAACGAGUGAUUUUUGUUUAGCUCGGAAGAAAAGGCAACUGAAGAAAAUCAACAAACAAACAAAAAAUAAAGAUGGUUUCAUUUAUCGCAAUUGAAACCACGAAGUCUCCAAUGUUUCUUUGAAAUGUAGCGAUCACUAGAAAAGUGCUAUAUCAGCAUGAUUUGACUGCAGUGUCAGGCAGCGCGUGCAUGACAAAUCGUCGCCUUUCAAUUUUUUGAAAGAAUGGAUGAGAUCUUCUAAUAUCCAUGUUGAGAAUAAAUAUAUUGAAGAUGACAUUUAAUAGAACAGUUUAAAUCGACAACAACAAAUUUUAUUUACAUUCAAUUGCUAGUAAUUACAAAUAAUUUACCCACCCUCAAAUAAUAGCAAGGAAACUAAUCGAGGCCGAGGAGGGCGGGGGAAAGGGAGAGGGAAAAUAAGACAUAUUUUACAUUUUUUAUUUUUAUUUUAUAUUUUACGGUUUGAGAAAAAAGGACUAGACAACAACAACAACUAAAUCUUAGAUCAAAUAAAGUAAAUUCGAAUCAAACUCACUUCAGAAAUUUUCUUGGGUUUCAGUGUGGAAAACCGCCAUCCCGGUUGGGAACUCCCUUAUAUAGGGGCGGGGAUUCUCGUUGUCUCGCUUAGGGGUGUAAAUUUCGGAUUUUGGUCUCACUUGGGGUGUUCUGGACAAAAACGCCAGUAUAUUUAGCCGUAAAAGUCUCUAUUAGGGCUGCAUGCGAAGAAAUAGAAAAAAUUAUGUAUUUUCAAUUCGUUUUAUUUACUCGAUACAUGUAAUCCCUGCUUAAAAUGGUCUCUUUUAGGGGUCAAAAAAGGGUUAGGCCACGCCCCGAUAGGAAUUGAGGGGAGAGUUUAAUUCGAAAUUUCCGACGAGUAUCCCUACCCCUUUCAUAUGGGAGUCGCCCUGGGCCGUCAGCCGUCAAAGGUCCAAAAUUUAACUGUUAACCGUCGACCGUCGAAAAAGUCUUACGUGGAUUCUUGCCCCUGAAAAAAUGUCUCAACUAGAAAAAAAAAACAUUCCAUGUUUUAAAAAAAGCUCUUUCUAGAAAUUGAAUGUAUUUGGAAAUUAUAUUUUAGUGAAAGGCCAAGACAACCUCCAAAACGUAACAGUUCAUAUUAAUUCGUAAUUUACGUUUGGACUAAAUUUCUACUUAAUAACGUAACCGUCAACCUGUCAAUAUUAGGGGAAAAAAAGGCAGCGUCAACCGCCUAUGCUACCACUCCAUCGAGACCCACAUAAGAGACUCCUUACUUAUCUGUUAAUAAUUUUUUUUGCUAGGCAACCAAGAGAACAACUUGGUACGUUGACCUUGGUACGUUAGAAUGCAGCCCUCCUCUUAUGCAGCAUACGUCACAGAAACCAGCCCCAGCCUCAAACAUCCAUUAUGAGGACUUUUCCAUUCUGUCUUUUAUGACAAGAAAAGAUCAUUACGAGUGGGUGGAGAUGUAUGCUAAAGAACAAUUGCUUGAAUGUUUGGAAUCUUGCUUAAACUAUAAAGGAUUUCAUGAAUAUGGAUUCCACUUAUUAUCACUUAGUCCAAGGCCAUUGCUGGAGAUCAGAACUUACGAUAAUAGAUCCAUUCAUUCCCUUCCUUGGGGGAACUCCACGGCCUUGGAGUACUUUCUAAGGUAGGUACAAAGGAGACGACUCCGGGUUCAUUGUAACUAGUACCCUGCGAGUAAGCUCACCAAAUAUGGGAAGCGAGCCGCGAGAGCCUGCCCCUCGAGCUCUCGUCUCCUUUCGAGCGCAGCUCUCGCGUGGAUUCUCGCGAAUCCCCCAAAUGGAAAGCUUCCUCGCAGGCUGAUGGUAAAUUGCCAUCGAUCUUUUCCUCGGUCGGAAUCCAAGACAGUCUUGGAUUCUGGAUUCCACGCCAUGGAUUCCGGAUUCCAAAUAGUUGAUUUCGGAGCCUUUGUAAGUGGAAUUUGGAUUCCGGAUUCCAAUCGUUGGCGGGAUUCCGUGAGCUGUAUUCCGGAUCCCAAAGCCCGGGAUUCUCGAUUCCACAAGCAAAAAUGUUCCUUACAUGAAGCGCAAUUAGGAAAAAAUAUUUAUUGCCCAAAUAAGGUAACCCGGUGCUCGAAUUCCGGAAUCCGCAAAAAAAUUGCUUGUUCAAUCCGGAAUCCUUGGCUUCGGAAUCAGGGAAUACCCGGAUGCUGAUCAAGGAUUCCAGAAUACAAGUUCCAAUGACAAUGAAUCCGGAAUCCCGUAGUACCUGGAAUCCGGAAUCCACCACGUUUUAAUGCCUUUAUAUUUGCAAAGUUUAACAAAGUUGAGCCUCUGGAUAAUAAUUCUUAGCAUUUAAAUGUUCUCAACUGAUUUUGUAAAAAUGAAAGUUCUGAUGGGCUCUCCAGCUCUAUAAGUUUUGCGAACUUUUUUUUCCACCCUGAUAACUUGCAAAAACAGCGCGGAGAGACGGUUCCACACUGACUUUCCCCUUCAAUAUUCCGUCCCGAUAGCCCCCCUCCUCCUCCCCCCACUGUAUUAUACCGCCGGGCCUCCGAGGUUGGAAGUGCGCAGAAGAUAUCGUGCAUCGGAAAGAAAAAGCGGGUGUUCGGUAGCUUAGAAUGCUGAGAAAACAAUGGGGUGGUCUAUCAAUGUUAAAAAUUUGAAAAAAAAAACACACACACACACUCGCUAGAAUUCUCAACAGUUAAAUUGGCCUUUGUAUAGAACGAAAGUUGAAAGAAACAUGGCGUUAUUUGUAAUAAAUUACGCUAAAUAGGUCUCUAAGGAGGAAAAACUUUAUAGUAAGGAUAUUUAAAGGCCAAUUAGCCUGUUCUUUUCUUAUUCAUUCACAGAACUAUUCCAGAAGCAAUUGAGGCAAAGGUGGGGAAUGACCCCUUUGUUCUUGUUAUCGACGAUCUCGAUAACGAGUCAGGCUACAGUAAAAUGUGUGUUAGUCUGAUUGAGAAGACCUGCCAGACGCUGCAAAUGAGGUAAAAUAAUAAAAAAAAUUGUUAUACUUUCCUGGUCCCCAGGGUCGUCUUGUGUUCCAGUAUGGCAGCUGUAAGGGAAACCCAGCCUCGUUCCCAGUCGUCCUCGGCGAUUUUGGAUGUGACGUCACCAGUUAGGCUUGUAGGGAAAAUUCGCUCUCGGUUCCAAGCCUCCUCUUAUAACUCGGAUAGCGCGAACUGGCCUGGGUACGAGGCUGGGGGAGACCCCCUUCUCUUCUGCCGCCACCUUUUUGGAAAACGAAAAGACUCUAGGGAAGAGGUUGGCACUUGUGAUUCCAUCGUGAGUAGCACUCCAUGUAAGGAGUGUCCAAAAGCAACUGAGUUAAAAAGGCAACUUUUCGUUCCUCUUGUUGUCUGUUGUUUUUACUUCUUUGUUCACUCCCCCUUUUCUCAUUCAUCCUAUUUCUAGUAAAUAAGUCUUUUCAGAAAUGUAAGUGAUAUGCAUAAAUCACAGGGAUUAUUUCUAGCAACCGGGCGAAAAAUAUUUGAAAUUGUUUUCUCCGUGUUAGAGCGGUUUUCACUUGACUGUCGUAAAACCAAAACCAAAGUAAAUACACUAGACAACCAAAGGGCGUAGUAAAACCAAAGAAAGACGAACCAAAACCAAAACCAAACCAAUUCCUCAAUUACUUUCGACAGUCAAGUGAAAACCGCUCUAUUGGAAAAGGUGCCCGUAAUUAUCAUCAUCAUCAUUAUCAUCUUCAUCUCUAUCAUUUUCAUCAUCAUUAUUUUCGGAAAAGUUGUGAUCAUUAACAUACUGAUUUUGAUUCUUUAGUCUCACUUUAGAAAUACCCAUGCUUUUCAAAAGAAUGUAAAUAAACGAAUCACUUUGGAUUGAAUCUAUCUUGUUUUGAUGUCAUUCACUGACUGCCAUCUUAAUUUUCACAGAUUUGAGGGGAGGUUGAAGAGAGUUUGUAUCAACAGACCAUACGGUCUGUUAGCUUAUGACCUCGCGAUCAGAAAGCGCUUCAACCUCCCGUUUGCCAGGUAAGACAUCUCAUGAGGUAUUGCUAAUAUAGCAAUUAUAUCGGGUGGUCGGGAUCUUAACACUGCCUCGUUACCGGCGCAACGGUCUUCCCUUGUGUUUUUGCGUUUUUGAAGCUUUCCCAUAAUUCUUGCGCGCGACUACCGUCGAAAAUCCCAAGAAGAGUCUGGGUACGAGGUAGUGCUUAAUAUGCAUUUGCAAAUAGUAGUUAUAUAGACUAGGGAAACGUUUAGUCAGCUUUGAUCAACCUCGUGCUCAGGGAUUCGCAUUUAGAUAAGGAGGAAGCCCUGGGAACGAGAUUGCUUGUUGAUUGCCGUUAAAUUACCAAAGGUCCUGGCCCAGUUGUUCAAAAGGCAAAUCCAUUUGAUAAUCGAAAUCUCUAUCCAGCAGAUAGGGCAAUUGAUUUCCGUUAUACGUAUUCAAUAUGUAGCAAUUUAUCCGGUGGAUUGCGCAAUCCAACGUUUGAACAACCGGUGCCUGGAAUUGAACAAUCCGCAACCUCGUCUUCAGGGCUUUUCCCGAAAGCCCUGGGGACGAGGUUGGAACAAUCCGCUCCUCCUGUAGGAUAAUCUCGUACCCAGAUCUCCCUCAAGACAGAGUGAGAUCUGGGUACGAAAUUAUCUGUAGCAAGUAAGGGACUACGCAGAUCUAACCUCUCACAUGUCUUCCACUGUCACCUGUCAUAAGACAUUCUGAUCGAUUUUAAUUAAUGAACGUUUUCUUUUUCAGCUGUGAAAUUGAGAAUAAGCUAAUAGUAGCUGAUCGAUUCUCUGUGGGCAAGCUGGCAAGAGCUACAGGUUAGUUUAUAUUGAGAGAGGCGUUCUUGAAGAAUUUGCCGAUUUUAUUUCAUUUGUGGUCAAUUUGAGCGCAAUAUUACAUUUGUGGCUUCAACCCCCCUUGCUUACGCGCAACAUGUUUGUACAACUUAUCCUUCUUUUUUAAAGACGGUUAUCUUAGAACUGGUUUUUUGUUGGUCUUGCAGGUUUUCCAGGAAGACUUAUUCCAGAAGAUGAACUUAAAACUAGAGUUGCGAGUCUCUGA
Messenger RNA from Porites lobata, 5411 nucleotides. Lineage: Eukaryota; Metazoa; Cnidaria; Anthozoa; Scleractinia; Poritidae. The record is from the annotation of a GenBank genome assembly.